GAGUCUUCUAAUAAUCACUCUAUUGCGGCAUCGCCUUUUCAGUUGUUAAUUUAAUGUUACGUUUUACAAUCGAGGUGUAGACACGUAUAACGCCACAAAGAUGAGAUAUAUUCAGUGAAGAAGUGGAACUUUUCUAACUAAUUUUCCUAUUUGUAAAAUGUUGGUAUAAAAUGUAGGCCUACUGUAAAUGACAGUCUGCUCUAAAUGCAUAUGUUUGCCACACCUCAAAUCUUUUAAUGGACAUAAUGUAUUCCAUUCAUGGACAGUUUUCAGUUUGUGCUUGAUGUUGAAAAGCUCAAGCAUCUACUCAACUGCGUCUACUAGCGGAGUGGAGACAAGUAGCAAAUCAGUCUCAAAAUGGAUGCGGGGUGACAUAAGUUUCUGUUUCUUUUUUGGAAGCACUACUUUACGUUGAGUUAAUAUUACAUUACUCGGUGAAUAUAUAUUUAUAUAUAUGCUAUUUGUGACAUAUCUGAGUAUAGUGUCAGAAAAAUUCACAAAAUAUCGAAGUGUGUUCUAAUCGCGACGUUUUUUCUUUUUCGUACUUCUUCCUGGUUGCAACGUAUGUGGAAACUUGCCUUUGGCACAAAGACUUCGCCAAAUAAUUCAUAUGGAUUGGCUACAUUUUUCUCGGAAUAGACGAAUUAAAAGUAUCGGAAUGUCAAUGGCAGACGGAGGUGGUCUACGAAUGUCAAGAGGAGAAAAAGGCACAAACUGAUUUCAAUACGUUUUUUUCAACCAUGGAAAUCGAGAAUGGUGCCGCAAGAGGUGUUUUGUUACCUGUACUACCAGGUUCUGAGCCCUUCGACAACAGUAUUCUGCCUCCACUGCAGAACAUGUACAUGUAUGAGGAGUCCAAGCAGUCUUUCAGAUACAACUCUGCUUUCUUGAUAAAGAAUACCACCCUGCAAGAACGGUAUGAGGCCUUCCGAACUGAAAGGAGAGGCAUGGGAUACUCAGAGGAAGAACUGGAGGAGUCCUAUGGGUUCUUACUGUUUGACGACAAAAAUAAGGCAAAUAAACUGGGAGAAACUGGUGUAAUCCCUGGUCACAGUACAUGCUCAACGCUUGGAGAUCCUUCAAAGGGUGUGUACGUGUCCAAGUACUCCGACUGCCUGGACCUAAACCGCUGGUACCACGGGAAGUCUGGGUACAUCGCCAUCAUCAGACUCACCAAGGGCAGAGUGAGAGAUGUGACAGAGAACUACACAGUAAACUACACCCCUCCCUCUAAUGGGUUUGACUGUCAUGUAUCAGAGCAGCUCAGUGCUGUGUCAGCCAACACCAGCUCCUUCCUGGCCUUUGAGAGAACACAGUACUACAUGUAUGAGCUGCCUGGUGGAGGGGCUGACUCGACAGUCCAGCCUCCUAGCCAUGCCUGCCCAUUCGCUAUAGUGGCUUUUUCCUAUUGGGAUACCAAGACACCUGCAUCAGAGGACCAAGAGAAGAGUGAGGAAGAAAAAACAGUGUUUCACUACUACCCCUGGAGGGGUCAGCUCCAAAUCAGCUCCCAGGUCUACCAUGUGGGUCUGAAGUCUAGCACUGGACCCCUGAUUCCAGCUAAACUUCCAACAGUAAUGGCAGUUGACGGAGCCAUUAAAAUGUCAGAUCUAAGGCAGAAAUUACCAAAGGCAAUGUUUGAAACCUGCUUCAUCGGUGAAGUUUCUCUGGAAGGAAUGGGUUGGAGUCUGUAUGAGCUGGCACCCAGUGAGGCUGAUGACACCUCUCUCUCUCAGCUCACACAGGAGCUCAAGGAGAAAGACCUGGCCCUCGUAAUACAACUGAAUGAUAGUGGUUUCCUUAUACUGUUACAUUCAUCUCACUUCCUCACAUAUGAAGAUGCUGGGUCCAAUAAGCCAGAGGUAUUGCAGGGGAUGUUUGUGUUUCCGGAUUCCAGAGCUAUACAACGAGACACCAAGAUCUGCUCGAAGAAGCCCUCCCUCUCACCAGAGGGCCUCCAGGUGGUGCCUGCACUGAACUACGCAGAGACAGAGGUGGAAAAGUGCCUCCCUGAACAGAGUGGGGAGCUACGUGGUUUACUAGAGCAGCAUAUCCAGAGCUACGCUGCCCUCAUCCACCCUGGGCUUACUAUCAGUCCAUCCAGGGAAGCCAGCAUCUUCCCAGAUCAGUUUGAUGUUCCUGAUGCCCUCAAAUAUCUCUACUCCACCCCAAAGUGGACUGAAAAGGGAUGGAAAUGUCUCAAGUCUUACUUCCACCAGCCGGGCUCCUUCGAGCUCUCUGUAUCCAGGGCCACGGAGCUCCUGGCGGCUGGACGAGAGGAGCGAGGGGAUGAGCCAGAUGAUGACGUCUACUACUGUCUGUCAUCUCCAGAAGGCCCCCCCAUGACUCCUGCUAGUCUGGGUGGCCCAGAGGAGGAGCAGUCAGGGGGACAGUCACCAGGAGACACAGCCACAUACAUAAGUAAUACACUGGCAGUAUCUACAGAGGACUUUGAGAAACCUGGUAUGACCAAGGCAGGCAGUAAUGCACCAAAUAAAAGAGUAGAGGAAGAAAAGACCUUGUCUUCAAAGGAGGUGCAAGACAAGGUGCAACAUGUGCAACCCAAGGAGGUGCAGGAGGAAGUGCCCUCUGAUCUUACCAAGCCUGUCCCAGCAGGGGACUUUGGGAAACCUGUCUUGAAGAAGGCUGACAGUAACGCACCAGGGACAACUUUGAUUCCAAAAGAGGUGCAGAAGGAGCUUCCCUAUGAUCUUUCCCAGCCUGUUGUGUUGGCAGAUGAUUCUGGGAAGCCUGGGAAGAACAAGGCCGUACCAGGGGUAGGAGUAGAGGAUGAAGGGACACAUUUGAACGCAGAGGAUGUCCAAGUGGAUAGGCAAAAGGAGGUGAAAGAGGAUAUGCUUUCUGAUCUUUCACAGCCUGCAGAAAACUUGAGGAAAGCUGGCCCAGCAGCGUUGGGUAAGGCAGACUGUAAAGCACCAGAGGUAGGAGUAGCGAAUGAAGGGACAAACUUGCACCUGAAAGAGGUGCAAAAGGAUAUGCCCUCUGGUCUUUCACAGCCUGCAGUCUCUCAAGAGGAAUUGAAGAAACCUGGGCCGGCCCUGGCAACCAAGCCCAACAUUAAAGCAGUAGAGACAGGAGUAGAGGAUAAAGGGGGGGAUUUGCCUAAGAAGGAGGUGCAAGAGGAGAUUCCAUGUGAUCUUUCCCAGUUUGCAGUGUCGGCAAAUGUUUUUGCAAUAGCCGGUAUGACAGUGAUGACCAAGGCCACAGAGGUGACAGAGGUUUCAACCUCACCUGUAUCAGGUGACCUCCCAACAGUGCUAGUCAUCACUGCCACUGAAGGAACUGCAACCGUUGUACCUCACAAUGAGAACUUUGGCUUGAUCAAUACAGAGUCAAUCACAAAGAACUCCUCCAGUUUGCCACCAGCCAAAGUACAGGAGAGGGGUGGAAGUGCUCUCAAUGGGCAACGUGGCAUGGCCAAUGAGGUCAAUAAUUUAUCUACAUCAGAUUGGAGGAAACGCCCAAGGAAACGGCGUAGAUUUAGCGGGUUGGGUAAACGGGUCUUGAGGUCUUCGGCAGCUGACUUUGAAGAGGAAGAAACUGAGAAGGGAUGUUUGGAUUCAAGUAAAGUCUACUCAUUGAAAAAGAGGAAGGAAAUGACAGAUUUAGUUCAACUUAACCCAUGGAAAAAGAAGGAAAGGAUGGAUGUAACCCAGGUUCGUCCAUUGAAAAUGAAGAGGGAACUAAUGAAUUUGAUCCAAGAUCUGCCUUUGAAAAAGAAGAAGGAAAGCAAGGAUUCAAUUAACUUUUACCCAUUCAAAAGAAAGGAAAGUGUGGAUCUAAUUCACGAUGGCCACCCAUUGAAAAAGAAGACAGAUCGGUGGGACUUGAAGGCAAUCAUCUCCGAAUGCGGUAGAAUCUUUGUCCCUCAUGGUUCCGCAGUUAUCGCCAAGGAUAUAGAAUCUUUGAAAGUUAUGGGGAAAGUGAUAGAUCACAAACAAUGUGCUGAUGAGAUGAUGGUUGAAGCUUGUAUCAAAGUACCCCAACCCAUAGAAACAGGAGAUGAACCUGGCCUAGAGUUGAUAAAGUCAGAUGAAAACAAAGAUCCACACAUAUGGAGUUCAGACAGUAAAGACCAUCCACCAGAGGUCAAAAUGGCUGAUGUAGACAAGAUGGCCUCUCAGAAAUCCUCAGAACUGGUCCAGAACAAAGACAUGGAUUUUCCUUCCUUAGAAAAACACAAAAAGAAUAGUCAAUUUGUUGCAAUAUCCCUCAGUAAACUAAAGACAGUUUUUUCAAGAAGGGGAAAGAAGAAAACGCCUCUCAAACCUGUUUCAGAAGAUCAAAUGUUACCAUUGGACAAAAAAAGCAAGGCCGAUGCUGGCAUGGAAAGUGUUCAUUUCAGUAAUUCCUGCAAAGAUACCCCGGACAGACCCACAGGUGCUGCUGAAGUUGCAAAGGAACAGACAUUUGGCCUAGACCCAAAGUUUGCACUGGCAUUAGGCUUGACUCCUAGGGAGUUGCAUAAUAAUGCACCCAAAUCUCCAGAAAAAAGUGAUAUUCCACUGAAGCAAGACAUUCAGAGCAGACUGGACCUGGUUACACUUCAAGCCACAUCUGACCAAAUGUCUGAGGCUUUGCCUAGCUCCCCUUCAGCAACAAUAACCUUAACGGGUCGGGGGAGCCCAUUAAAAAUGAAAUGCAAGCCUGCAGACUCCAUAAGGAAAAAAUGGUGGUUGCACUAUCACACACCAACUUCUUUUGAAAAAGAGAAAGUAGCACAACCUAUAUCCUCCCAACUACUGACACUUAACCCUGAUGUCAGGUGUGUUGUCAGUAGGGGUAGGCCUCGCACAGUGAAGAAAGAUACCAGUGAUGCAUCAUGCCCACCAGCAGAUGCUCUGACCCUAUUGGCCGAUUUGGCCCUUAGUACCAGUAACGACAAAGUACUGGACCAGCAGCCAGACCACCUGGCACUUCAGCAACAAGAAUGCUGUCCAAGUUUGCUUAUAAGUGACAACAGUGUCAAAGAUGGCGGCUCUCCUCAUGAGUCAGAUGGUGAACCAGAGUCUGUCCUUCAUGCACUGCUGAAGCACCCUUCUGUUGCUAGGCUUAAACUUCCCCCUCAGUCUCCGUCACCCAAGGGGCUGGUGGUGGGGAGUGGGGAGCGGGUUGUGUUAGUCUCACAAGAGCAUUCUUACUCACUACCGCCAUCCUCCUCUCUACUAUUGGGUUUGUCAGGUUCAACCCUCCAAGUCCCCAUUUCGGAGGGACUUCAGCCGCAUCGCAAGGAUAUGGUCGAUGGUGACGGAACUCAAGCACUACGGGCCUUCCUGUGUCAGGAGCAGGACCAGAACAGGAAAGAACUCGGGAAGGAAUCCGGGGUGGCUCCAGAAUCCAUGAGAAAAGGAAUUGGGCGCAGGCAGAAGUUCCGUCGGUUACGGCGGUUCAUCGAAAAAGACCGCUCAGUUCAAGUGACAAGGCUGUGGAAGGAAAACUAUGACUUUAAUUCAGACAGCAAGUUUACCAACGACCCUAUGGAUAAAACAGUUAUUAGAGCCCUACAUGGCCCAUGGGAUUUCAACAUUGAGGACACAAACGAACAGGUUCAGCUCAUCAUCCAUAUGUGGAUAGGUCUUUUCUACAGCAGGUCCACUGCUAGGUUCUUCCAGGCAGACCCAAGUCUUCUAUGUAUGGAGGAAAAAGAUUCUACAGAAGUGGAUCAUGGAAUGGUACAAGCCCAGGUUACAUCUGAGACCAAGACAAGUUCCCCUGCUUAUAUUGGCCUUUCCAGGAUCCCAGAACCUGAGGUUUUGGACCGUAGUAAUGUGGGUAAAAAAGAAUCACAACCAUUAAGCUUGGAACCUGAGGCAUUGGACCUUUCAGUGAAAACAACCUCGACUGUGUUAGAUGUCACUGUAGACACAAAGGAUUCCCCUGAGUCCAAGCAAAGUAUAUAUUUAAAAAGUCCUUCAGUAUACGAACCAGAAAGUGGACUCCACAAGGAAAUCGUCUCUUUUCACAAACAAAGUACAGGUCUUGAGUUAAAGGUUUACAGAGACCGUGAGGACAGCAUGACGUCAGACAAAACGAGUGAACUGGAUGAUGAUGAAACUAACACCCAUGACAAUGACAGCAAUGGUACCCUCCAAAAUGAUGUGUCCCCUAAAAGAAGACAUUUGGAAAGUGAUGGAUCGUACAUUCUCUUGUGUGAACAGGCAGCAAGUGUGUACAUUAAUCAAGAAAAGGUCCUGGAGACUCAAAGAAUUGACCGGGGUUUGGAGGGCAAAGCCAAAAAGGAAAUCCAAAAGGAAGAGAGGAGCCAUGAUGGAGAACAAAACAUAGCACGUCUUAAAACCAUGGAAUCUAAAGAUGUUGAUGAGGCGCAACAAGUUCAAGAUAACGAUUCAGUCAAAACAAUGUCAUGCACAGAGGUGCUGGGGGAUGGUGACCUUACCAAUAUGGCUGACAGAGUUGAGUGUAAUGCAAGUGAACCCAGAGAUGGGUCUUACGUUGCCAUCUGUGAUGGCAGUGAGUCAAAAAUGCACAAAGCAUAUCCUAGCGUGGAGGAUUCUGUUGAAGCAGCAAAACCAGAAGCAGUGCAUGUUGGGAAAGACACCACAAACAAGGAAAUCAAUGCACAACCUGCUGGGAAUGAUUCCAUUGGUAAGGCACUCAAAGCAAUGCAUGAUGAAAAGAUUCCCAAAGAUGUGUCACGGGAUGAUGGGAACUCCAAAAAUGAGGUGCAAACGGCAUUGCAGGAAGGGAAUGAUAAUGGUGUUGAGGCACAAACGGCAUUGCAGGAAGGGAAUGAUAAUGGUGAUGAGGCACAAACGGCAUUGCAGGAAGGGAAUGAUAAUGGUGAUGUGGCACAAACGGCAUUGCAGGAAGGGAAUGAUAAUGGUGAUGAGGCGCAAACGGCAUUGCAGGAAGGGAAUGAUAAUGGUGAUGUGGCACAAACGGCAUUGCAGGAAGGGAAUGAUAAUGGUGAUGAGGCACAAACGGCAUUGCAGGAAGGGAAUGAUAAUGGUGAUGUGGCACAAACGGCAUUGCAGGAAGGGAAUGAUAAUGGUGAUGAGGCGCAAACGGCAUUGCAGGAAGGGAAUGAUAAUGGUGAUGAGGCGCAAACGGCAUUGCAGGAAGGGAAUGAUAAUGGUGAUGAGGCGCAAACGGGAUUGCAGGAAGGGAAUGAUAAUGGUGAUGAGGCGCAAACGGCAUUGCAGGAAGGGAAUGAUAAUGGUGAUGAGGCGCAAACGGCAUUGCAGGAAGGGAAUGAUAAUGGUGAUGUGGCACAAACGGCAUUGCAGAAAGGGAAUGAUAAUGGUGAUGAGGCGCAAACGGCAUUGCAGGAAGGGAAUGAUAAUGGUGAUGAGGCACAAACGGCAUUGCAGGAAGGGAAUGAUAAUGGUGACGAGGCGCAAACGGCAUUGCAGGAAGGGAAUGAUAAUGGUGAUGAGGCGCAAACGGCAUUGCAGGAAGGGAAUGAUAAUGGUGAUGAGGCGCAAACGGCAUUGCAGGAAUGGAAUGAUAACGGUGAUGAGGCGCAAACGGGAUUGCAGGAAGGGAAUGAUAAUGGUGAUGAGGCGCAAACGGCAUUGCAGGAAGGGAAUGAUAAUGGUGAUGAGGCGCAAACGGCAUUGCAGGAAGGGAAUGAUAAUGGUGAUGAGGCACAAACGGCAUUGCAGGAAGGGAAUGAUAAUGGUGAUGAUGAAAAAGAGUCAGGAGAUAAAGCAGCACCUGCAGUAUGUGGUGGGAAUAAUUCUGUGGCUGAAACACCACCAGAGAUAUCACAUAAUGAAAAUGAUUCCCAAAAAGAGACACCGUCAGUGGUGCAUGGUGGAAAUGAUUCGACACUACCUGUGAAAUUGUAUAGCAAGCUGUAUAUAGACGAAGAACCCACCGAUGAGGUACAACCAAUGGAACAGGUUGGGAAUGUUUCUGUUGGCACCACUAGAGUACUGCUAGAGAUGCAGGUUGAGAUUCAAUCUAACGAUGAGGUACUGACCACGAGAGUAUUUCCACUGUGUGAUGGGAACACGCCUUUUGUAGGUGAGUUCGACACGCCCAUUCAGUCCAAGGAUGUUUCAGGAGAAGCUAAAACAACAGCAGUUGAGACCGAUUUCAAUGGGAUUAGGGAUUCUAAAGAUCAAAAACGCAUAUCAAUGCCGGGUCAGAGUAAAUCUGAUAUUGACACACAAGGGCCCCGACAUUCUCAAGACGAGACAUCAGAGGUACUGACAGGCCAGGUAGAAAUACCACUGAUUGGAGCAGGAAUUCUCAGGGAAGAUAUCUCACACCCAGAUGUUCUACAUUCACACAGUCAGACAUCAGAGACAGUGUGUGCUCAGAUAGAAAUACCAUUUAUUGGAGUAGAAUUACCAUUCAUUGGAGUAGAGACAGAUAGCAAGGAUAUCAUGCACACAGAGGUGCACGACACUCACUUGUGUCAGAAAGACACACCAAUAUCUUCAGUGUGUCAAAGUGAUCAUUUGUUUUCAGGUGAAAUGUUUAGAAUAGUUUCAAAGGCAACUGAAUCUGUCAGUAGAUGUCCAACCCCUAUCGUGGACGAUGGUUACAUCCUGAUUCCUGACAUCGACAGUGGCUGCUUGGUUAACUGCGAUGCCAGUGGGGUAGGCAAACCCCUCAGCAGAUUCCCAACACCUACACAAGAUGAGCCACCUUUCGUUACAGAAUUGUCUUAUGACCAUCACACACCGAAGACUGUUUUUUUGCCCGAUUUGAAAGACACCAACAGUCCCAACCUCAAUAGUGGUUUUGCUCUUAUUGAAAAUGAAAAGGCUUAUUGUGAACCACAUGAACCAAGUCUUGGUAGCAGCCCUAGCUCUGUAGAGAAUAUGUUGCAUGAGUUGCGUAAAUCCAGCAACAACAAUAGCAAACCAAAUAAUCUGGAAGCCAUUGGUAAUCAGUUCUCUCAAUUAUGGACUGAACCCCGCAAGAAGCCAAUCGCCACUAGCACACCUCUCAACACCCCCUAUACUUCUUCAAAGGAAAAAAACGAUUACAGUCCUUAUUCAAAUAUGCGACAUACCCCUGCUGAACAAGACCUGUAUGCAAGUCACGAUUCACUGCAUAGGUUCCCUGCCUCCUAUCCCAAAACCCAUAGCACCGUAACACAGAAAGCAGCAUUCUCUGUGCCAUCAACCCACCUUGAAGUCCUGUCCAAUGACACAACAGAAAGAAUAUUAACUCGGGACUUGAGUGAAAUCGCUUUGGAGGGAGACACUAACUUGUGUCCUGCGUCAACAGAGAUUAUCAUACAGUCCAUCCGUCAGAAUAUCCCAGGAGUAAGUGGACCUACAGCAGCUUCUCAGAACCUUUCAGGGCCCAACUUUACUGAGCCCCAUCCAUACAGCCAACAACUUGCCAUGGCUGUGAAUCUCUCCAAGAGUGAAGGCAGCAGAGGAGAGUACAGCUGGAAAGAAGGACAAACGAAUAUUGACCCUAUGUCUUCAGAUGUUGUCAAAAGCAAACAAACCGCUGCCCCUGUCCACUCAAACACUAAUCCUCACCCGUAUAACACACCAUAUGUCACCGAAAUGAGGAGACAGAUUGCAAGUUUGCAAGACUAUGUUAUGGAUGAAAGUGAGGAGCCUGCCGUAGAGCAAGACAACAUUGAAUCUAGUCUAGAGACAAAUUGGAUAUCAGAUGACCAACACGCAAGUAAUACAUCCCAGUUGAAUAAAACAAAACUUGACUUCAUCAACUCUUUACGCGAGUAUCAGCAAUGGGAUAAAAGGGAAUUUGAUGAUGAUUUGGACUUCAGCAAGCAAGGCACUUCCUCUUCAGUCACCUUCCAGUCUGAAGAAUCAGACAAAAUAUUUACCCGUAUGGAAGAGAACAAACAGGACUGGUUAAAGUAUUGUAGGUCAGAGAGGAGUGGGAACACCUCCAAAAGCCAAAUCGAUUUGGACGAUGAGCACGAGGAAGUUUCCUCAUUUGCAAAGCCAUGCCUAGUUACAGUUUUGGAUCACAAAGGAAACAGAAUCACCUAUGAAAACUAUCCCGUUCCGAAACCUUCAACAAGCACGCACACAUGGACAGCUCCGAACCCAAACAGACAGGGCUCGAGCAGUUUUCUGGAGUUCUCCAAGAGGUGGGAUGAUACACAUAACACUGAUGAAUCUGACCUCACUCAGUCUUCUGUGGAUCUGGAGACCCUCAUCUUCUCAGAGAGAAUGAACCAGAUGCUAAAACGUAAAAGGAAGAGUAGCAGCAGCAGGUACAACCGAUCAAAACACCACAGGUCAACUGUAGAAGAAAGAGCUUCCUCCUGUAGCCCGGCUGUGACAGUGCACUUUUCCAGCCUGCAGGAACAGGAAAGCUUGGAAGAACACUGGGAGGGACUACCUUCACUCGCAGGGCAGAAGUUAAAAAUAGAUAUGCCUGAAAGGAAGGGUAUGCCUGAAGAAACAGACAGAGAUAUGCCACAGCAUCUUCAAAAACUCUCAUAUACAAAGGGCAGUGAGAUGACGCAUGUCAACGUUUCAGAUCUGGUUGCGGAAAGUUUCAAGGCGUACCAUGCCAUGAUGACUGAGGUCUGUGCAGGCAGAAAGUACCCACACAGAACUGAGAGACGAGAGAGAGAAGAAGCAAAGAGAAACAGUUUGCCAAAGUCUCGAACCCCAAGCAAAGACAAAGACUUCUGUGGUCAGAUGAAGAAGGACAUGUAUGACAGCCUGCAUGAUAAUCUGAACUCUGUUGUGAAACAGUCAUGUAAGAACAAGUUCAGGUUCUACAUACUGGUGACAUCAGAUGACCCAUUCUUCAACGAGACAAAGGAGCUGUUAGAAGCAGAGGGACACAUAACAGUAGAACAGUCUCAAUUCUGCCUUGGAAAGGAUAGUCCCUCAUCCCCUCUAUACAUUAUCUUGAGGAACGAAGAUAUUGCUGAACACAUUUGUGAGGUCCCUCACUUGCUUGAAUUGAAGAAGUCUCAGAAUGUGUUGUUUGCUGGUAUUGACCGUCCUGAUGACAUUGUGAACCUGACCCACCAAGAACUCUUCAGCAAAGGCGGUUUUGUGGUGUUUGAGGGAGCAGCACUGGACACACUCAGUCUCAGCAACAUUAAGAAAAUGUCUGGUUUCCUUGAGGGGCUAAGUAAAAAGGGGAAGUGGAAAUGGCUCUUGCAUUACAAAGACAGCCGGAAGUUGAAAGAAAGCGCACGGUCUAGUGCUGAGGCACAGGGUAAAAAGAGCUUCAUGGACAACUGCCAGGAGGCUGGAAUGGUGGAGGUCUUACCCUACCAUGAAUGUGACGUCAUUUCAAGGACACGACCCAACUACCUCCACUGUCUAGUCCGCCUGCAGGUCCAGAACGUAUCAGCUCGUCUACCUGUAUUUAUAACUGACACAACGGCAGACAAAGCGUUUGCAAAACAUGGGAUAUUCACAAUGAAUAUUAACUCCUUCUUGCUGAUUUCUCAGAGUGACACUUGCACUAUUUCUUAAACUGACAGGGAAGCCUGACAGAAGUCUUCAGUACGAUCAAUCAAAUUUGAUUUAUAAAGCCCUUUUUAUACUGAACAAAAAUAUAAAAUGUAACAUGCAACAAUUUCAAAGAUUUUACUCGGUUAGAGUUCAUGUAAGGAAAUAAAUUAGGCCCUAAUCUAUGGAUUUCAAAUGACUGGGCAGGGGUGCAGCCUUGGGUGGUCCUGGGAGGGCAUAGGCCCACCCGCUUGGAAGCCAGGCCCAUCCACUUGGCAGUCAGGCCCACCUACUGGGGAGCCAGGCCCAGCCAAUGAGAAUUUGUUUUUCCCCACAAAAAGGAUUUAUUACAGACAGAAAUUCAGUGUACAUUAUCAACAGCUGUCACAAAGUGAUUUAAAUUAACCUGACCCAGACUCCAACGAGCAAGCAGAAGAACCGUGGCAAGGGAAACGUUGUAACCUCGAAGAACCAGACUCAGAAGGGGAUGCCCCUUCACUCCAAAAUCUGCUUUUUAGGGGGUCAUUGGGAGUUAGACACACUGAUCUAAAUCAUUGUGGUGUAAGAAUAAAAUAAUUCUCAGUAAGUUAUGUUUAUAGCAAGGCUUUGUGUAUUGCUGUUUUAGUCUCUUUUUUUUGGUUCCUUAGUGUAAAUCAAAUUGUGUAGAUUUAUUUAUUCUUAAUCAUUUUCUAUGACAGGUAGAUUCUGUAUAGAUUAACGAUGACAUCUGCUUCAAUGCAGAGCUCUGUGUUAGUGUAUUUAUUUGUAUGUUUGUAAAUACAUUUAUUGCACCUUUGCGAUAAAGAAAUUGACUAAA
This is a messenger RNA of Oncorhynchus nerka (sockeye salmon), 12222 nucleotides long. RefSeq lists its product as uncharacterized. The coding region runs from base 741 to 11429 and encodes 3562 amino acids. The transcript is spliced from 23 exons. Gene Ontology annotation, biological process: negative regulation of gene expression, epigenetic. Lineage: Eukaryota; Metazoa; Chordata; Actinopteri; Salmoniformes; Salmonidae. Gene Ontology annotation, cellular component: nucleoplasm. The record is from RefSeq and is a predicted model, not a curated record.